This is a messenger RNA of Gamsiella multidivaricata, 2889 nucleotides long. RefSeq names its product armadillo-type protein. Gene Ontology annotation, cellular component: cytosol; nuclear envelope. Bases 1 to 2889 code for a protein of 962 amino acids. The record is from RefSeq and is a predicted model, not a curated record. NCBI's taxonomy places the organism in Eukaryota, Fungi, Mortierellomycota, Mortierellomycetes, Mortierellales, Mortierellaceae. Gene Ontology annotation, molecular function: small GTPase binding. The transcript has 13 exons. Gene Ontology annotation, biological process: protein import into nucleus.
AUGUCCGCGAGAGAUGUCCUGCUGUCCGUCCUGGCCGAGGCUGCAUCCCAGGAGCAGGGCCGUAUGAAGAACGCUGUCGCUCAGCUCCAGCAGUGGGAGACCACGCCUCAGUUCAAUUCCACGCUCCAAGACAUUUUCUACGACAAAACCUUGGACACCAACAUCCGUUGGCAGGCUAUCAUUUAUCUCAAGAACGGCAUCGACAAGUACUGGCGCAAGACUGCCAAAAACGCCAUUGCACCUGAAGAAAAGGUCGAGAUUCGAUCCCGUCUCUUGUCCGCCUUGGAUGAGGAGCAGAAGCCUCUCGCGACCCAGAACGCCGUUUUGAUUGCCAAGAUCGCUCGAAUCGACUUUCCCUUGGAAUGGCCCGAUCUGCUGACAACACUCUUGGAAAUUAUACGCUCGUCGACUGCGAAUGAAUCCGACUCAAGAGCUCGACUUGUCCAGCAGAGAUCGCUCUACACACUUCAUCUCAUUGUCAAAGGACUUAUCUCAAAGACAUUAGCAGCUGGUCGGAGACAGUUUCAACAGGUUGCACCAGACUUGUUCUCAAACGUUGUCAAUAUAUAUGUUCGCUACGUUGAUAUGCUAUUUGCUUCCAAUACUACCAAUAUUGAAGUCAUUUCCGGGUGCUUGGAGACAUCCCACAUGGCUCUCAAGUGCCUGAGGAGGGUCGUCGUCCACGGAUUCCCAGAGUUCUCGGCCACAGAAGGACCCGUUGCUUUCUUUAGACUGGCAUUGGAACACCUACAAAAGUUCAUUACAUUCAAGGAAGCAAUCCCGGAGCAGUGUUCAUUCUUGGUUACCGCUGUGGACUCACACAUCAAACUCAUCGGAAAGUUCUACAUGGACCUCAUGGACGCCCACCCAAGACAGUUCAUUCUUACACCAGGCGCGGGAGAUGGAGCAGCUUCAGCCCAGACGACCUUGAUCCAGGGAUUGUUAUUGAUCAAGAAGACGCUCAAGGACCCGCAAUUUAUUCUCAGUGAUAAGGAUCCGGAGCAAGUUGUUGUCCAGUGCAGACACAUUAUCGAGAACGAAUUUAUGACCCCAGACACCACCAACAAGCUUGCCGAGAUCCUGAUUACUAAGUAUAUGCGACUGACCGAGGAUGAUCUGGAAGAGUGGGACUCGAAUCCGGAAGAGUGGACUUUGGAGGAAGAGGCGGACUCUUGGAAGUAUCAGCUGCGGCCAUGCGCGGAAAAAGUGUUCAUGGACCUCCUGUCAAGUCAUCGCGCCCAGCUGAGUCCACUUCUUGUUCAAUUGGCAGAAUCCACCGCAAGUAAGAGACUUUCCUAUAUGCCGGAUAUGUUUCUCAAGGAUUCAAUUUACUGUGCCAUCGGACUGGGAUCGCAUGAUUUGUAUGGUGCCAUUGACUUCGAGAGCUGGUUAAACGGACAGCUUUCCCAAGAGGUUCAGAAUGCAGACCCCAGUUUCCGGGUCAUUCGACGACGUAUUGCAUGGAUGAUUGGGAAGUGGGUCAGCGUCAAUGUAUCCAAGGCAGCACGCCCAACAGUAUAUAUCAUCUUGCUGCAUCUUUUGAGGCCAGAGGAGCAUCUAGCUGUCCGUCUUGCUGCAACGCAAAACUUGAAGGCGGCCAUUGAUGACUGGGACUUUGAACCAUCUACAUUUGCGCCGUUCUUGGAGCAGUCUGUUCGAGGGCUGAAGCAAAUCAUGGGUGAAGUCGAGGAGCCCGAUAGCAGGAUGAAGAUCUUGAACUGCAUGUCCAUGAUUGUGGAGCGCAUGGAUGAGCACAUCACGCCAUACGCUCAGCAAAUUAUCGAGCUGUUGCCUCCACUCUGGCAGGCGGCUGCGGACCAAAAUCUUCUUCAGUCUGCGAUUCUUGUUAUCAUGACUAAGUUGGUGGAGUCCCUGAAGUCUCAGUCGGUUGGUCUUCAUGCACUUGUGAUGCCACUGAUUCGCCUCAGUGUCGAUCCCUCUCAAGAGGCUCAUAUUUAUCUAAUGGAGGAUGGUUUCGAGCUGUGGUUGGCGACCCUGAAGACUGCACGCCAGCCCACGGAUGAGCUCCUCUCCCUUGCGCCAGCUGCGGUUACCUUGCUUUCAGAGGGUAUGGAUCAUAUGAGAACUAUGCUCAAGAUCCUGCAGAGCUAUCUUAUGCUGGAUGCUGAACGCACAUUCCAGAUUGCAGGAUCUGCUCUGAUUAGCGCAGUUUCUGGUCUCAUGGGGGAUGGCCUUCGAUCAGAAGCCAGCGUUGCGAUUAUGCAGUUCAUGGAUAUUACGGCCCUUACAUGCUCCAUUCGCAUUACAGGAGAACUCUAUGUGACUUCAGGCUUGCUGAACAAGGUGUUAAGCGUCAUCAUGGCUAAGAAGGAAACAAAUGUAGUCUUGACACAGUACCUCUGCUUCUUAGCCCGUCUUGCAAUUGAGGAUUCCACAUAUCUCUCUAAUGUUGUCAAUAAUGCUGGUCAGCAGUUCGGGCAGCCCCGUCUUCUGAGUGCCCUCUUGGAUUUUUGGAUGGAGAAGUUUGAUAACGUCUCCCACCCCAAGUACCGCAAAUUGCACGCAAUGGGCUUGACGGCUAUGACCCGUACAUCAGAUCCUUCUGUUUUGGAGCACCUGCCCCGACUUGUUGCCAUCUGGGGGGAUGUCUUGAACGAAGUGAAUGAGAACGGAUCUGGUGACUCGCUUGUGUACUGGAGGGAGCUCCAGGACGAUGAGGACGAUACUUCCGAGGAAACCGCGGAAGUGAUCCGAAGACGUGAGCUUUUGAAGCGCGAUCCAGUUCACACGACUAACUUGGCGCAUUAUGUCAAGGCGUCAAUUGUGGAUUGCGAGCGGCUGAACGGUGGAGCAGAUGCGUUCCAGCAGCAGUGGUUGUCGAAGGUCGACCCAUUGAUGCUGGAGGGACUGGGGCCUUUACUAAGAUAA